Messenger RNA from Aspergillus aculeatinus CBS 121060, 897 nucleotides. RefSeq lists its product as uncharacterized. Bases 1 to 897 code for a protein of 298 amino acids. NCBI's taxonomy places the organism in Eukaryota, Fungi, Ascomycota, Eurotiomycetes, Eurotiales, Aspergillaceae. The transcript is spliced from 2 exons. The record is from RefSeq and is a predicted model, not a curated record.
AUGGCUCGAGUCAUAAAUACAGGACCCGGAGACACCGGUGCCAAGGUUGCUGGAACGGCCCAAAAGAGGCAGACUAGGUCUACCACCGCUGGAGCUGCGCAGGCAACCGCUGGGCCAUCGACUGCGAAGGUGCCCACCACUGGAAAGCAGGCUACUCAAUCUACUAGCUCAGUGGCCGGACCAUCAACUGGAAAAGUGCCUGCCGCUGCAAAGCAGGCUGCUCAACCUCCUGGCUCAGUGGCCGGACCAUCGACCGCAAAGGUAGCUGCACCGACAGCUGCGAAGAAUGGAAAGCCCAAGCGUGGCAGACCUAGAACAGCAUGCUCACCAUGUCGCCGCGCCAAAAGGUCAUGUCCGCAUAUGAGAGAGGAGGAGGAAGAAGAGGAAGAGGAAGAGGAUGAUGAUGAUGGUCAGAAGAAGCUUUCUGAAAAGGCGAAGGGCAAACAAAAGAUGAAGCGUGCCGAUGAUAAUAAUGGCGACGACGACAAUGAUCAGAAGCAGCUUUCUGAAAAGGCGAAGGGCAAACAGAAGAGAAAGCGUGCCGAUGACGAUAAUGAUGACGAUGACGAUGAUGAUGCUCCAGGCCCAAAGCCAGCUAAAAAACGGGGUCGGCCGGCUAAGAAUCAAGCAGCUGUUGCUGGACCUUCAACCGUCCCUCAAACUGUUGCCGGUCCUUCAGGGAGUGCUCCUGCGCCUGCAGCACCUGCAGACUUAUCCAACCCACUGACGGCUGCCGGGCACAUCGUAACACACCAAUACAUGAGUCAGCAAUUGGGCCAGCAACUCGACGAGGCUGGGAAGAAAUGGAAAGAAGCCAUGGAGGCCAUGAUGAAGGCCAAGCAGGCUUUGGAUGCCUGGAAAGACUUCUACUUGAAGCACAAGGGAUCGCCCAGUUAG